Molecule: messenger RNA, 2178 nt
Organism: Neospora caninum
Lineage: Eukaryota; Apicomplexa; Conoidasida; Eucoccidiorida; Sarcocystidae
Exons: 6
Coding region: 1-2178 (725 amino acids)
Biological process (GO): proton transmembrane transport
Cellular component (GO): membrane
Molecular function (GO): inorganic diphosphate phosphatase activity; diphosphate hydrolysis-driven proton transmembrane transporter activity
Source: RefSeq, a predicted model, not a curated record
AUGGAUGGUCCUCUUGGAGAUGAUAGCAAACGGCUCACCGAUCCGCUGUACCUAGAAAUGUCUGGGAACAUCCAGCAGCAACUCAACAUGAUGAAGAGCAUCUCGCGGUGCAUCGCUGAGGGAGCGAUUACUUUUCUGGCGCAAGAGUUCAAGUACAUGGCAGUAUACAUCGUCGUGUUCUCCACGAUAUUGGGGAUCUUCGUCGGUGUCCGUACGUCUUCUUCGAUAAGAUCCCAAGUCCUCGAUCCAACAACAAAACAGGGGCCGUUAUCGACGAUGGCCGCAUUCGUCCUAGGAGCUCUAACGUCGAUUCUGUGUGGUUAUGUGGGAAUGAAGAUCGCGGUAUACUCCAACGUCCGGACUUGCCACGAGGCGUGGAUGGAACUGGGGCGGGGCUUUCAACUAGCCUUAACAGCUGGAAGUGUCAUGGGGUUUGCCCUCGUCUCUCUCGGAUGCCUCACCCUCGUUGCGAUAAUUCUCCUCUAUCGCCUUCCUGCUCUCUUCGGCACAAAUCCAGAGGACCAAAAGGCCCUCUUUGAGGCCGUAGCAGGCUACGGCCUAGGGGGCUCAUCGAUUGCUCUGUUUGCGCGAGUUGGAGGCGGUAUAUACACAAAGGCGGCAGACGUGGGGGCAGAUUUGUCUGGGAAAAAUGAGUACGGCAUGUCUGAGGAUGACCCUCGCAACCCCGCGUGCAUCGCCGACAACGUGGGAGACAACGUAGGAGAUGUUGCAGGCAUGGGAGCGGAUCUGUUUGGAUCGCUUGCCGAGGCCAGCUGCGCGGGUCUUGUCAUUGCGGGUGCAUCCGUUGCGACCUCGGCCGGAGGACCUCAAGGCCUUGCGUACAGCUGGUCGGGUCUGAUGUUUCCAGUGUUGAUCUCGAGCACAGGCAUCUUUACUGGGAUAGUCACUGUCAUUCUGGUUCGCGCGUGCAUCUCUGUCCGGUGUUACGACGACAUCGAAAAAGCCUUCAAGUGGGUGAUGUUCAUCAGCACUGGGCUCGAGAUGCCCGUCUUGAUCCUCCUUUCCUACUGCUUCCUGCCUGCGGAAUUUCUUCUCGACGGGUGCAAAGGGACGACGGCAUGGUGGCACGCCGCCAUCUGUGUCACCUUGGGCUUGUGGGCGGGACUGGCGAUCGGCUACGUCACAGAGUACUACACUUCGCAUUCGUACUUUCCGGUGCGAGAAAUUGCGCAGACGCAGAUCGUCUCCGCUGCGACUGGCAUCAUCUACGGCCUCGCCCUCGGCUACUCGUCCACAGUAAUUCCCAUUGCCUGUCUCGGCGUCGCCGUGCUUGUCGCGCACACCCUCUGCGGAAUGUAUGGCAUCGCCCUCGCUGCCUUGGGCAUGCUCUCCACCCUCACCAUGGGACUCAUGAUUGACGGCUACGGACCCAUCAGCGACAACGCCGGUGGCAUCGCAGAAAUGGCGGGUUUGGGCCCUGAAGUUCGAAGCCGUACAGACGCCUUGGACGCCGCGGGAAAUACAACCGCCGCUGUAGGCAAGGGGUAUGCCAUUGGUUCUGCCGCACUGGUGUCUCUUGCUCUCUUUGGAGCCUUCACCGUGCGCGCCGGUAUCAACACUGUCGAUGUCCUUGAUCCAUGGACCUUCACCGGACUUCUCUUCGGUGCCAUGAUGCCCUACGCGUUUAGCGCCAUGACAAUGAAGAGCGUCGGAAUCGCCGCCAACGAUAUGGUCCAGGAAUGUCUCCAACAGUUUCCACUUAUUAUUCAGGGAAACAUUGAGCCUCAGUACAAGCGCUGCAUCGAAAUCUCCACUCGGGCAUCCCUUCAUGAAAUGAUUGCCCCCGGAGCCUUGGUCAUCUGCGCACCCGUAGCUGCGGGGAUGAUGUUCGGCAAAAAUUGCACUGCUGGGUUGCUUGCGGGUGCUCUGGUGUCCGGCAUUCAACUUGCUAUCUCUGCAUCAACCUCAGGCAGCGCCUGGGACAAUUCAAAGAAGUACAUUGAGUCUGGAGCUCUCGGGCCUGAUCAUGCGAAGGGAUCUCAGGCACACAAGAACGCGGUUACUGGCGACACCGUGGGUGACCCUCUAAAAGACACUUCGGGACCCUCUCUGAAUAUUCUGAUUAAGCUCUCCGCGAUCAUUUCUCUCGUCUUUGGCGCUUUCAUUGCCGAACACUUUUCGAAUGCACAAGGGGGACCUGCGUGGGUUCACGUGUAG